CUUCUGGUUCAGACGUUGAGCAGCUCUAUGCCUCUAUGGCUCUAUCUCAUGGCGAUGGCGACCUCGUCGGCGCCGCGGCUCCCGAAGCCCGCACUCCGAGCUGCGUCCUCUUCUUCUCUCCACACCCCGAAUCCAAGGUCCAGGCGACAGCGAGCCACCUCCGAACAGCACGACCAACACGUCGACAGCAAGUGGCGGAGGCAGCCGAGGGCCCCGCCUCGGCGCGGCGAGGGACCCAAGAGGCGCCUGCGCAGCCUCAUCCAGCGCGAGGAGAUCGACGACGCGCUCGCGCUCGUCGAUUCCAUUGCCUCCGGCGGCGGCAGCGGGAAGUGCCUGCCCCUGCCCGUCGUCCCCUGCAACAUCCUCAUCAAGCGGCUGUGCUCGGGCGGCCGCGUCGCCGACGCGGAGCGCGUGUUCGCGACGCUCGGCGCCUCCGCCACCGUCGUCACCUACAACACCAUGGUCAACGGGUACUGCCGCGCCGGCCGGAUCGAGGACGCGCGCCGCCUCAUCAGCGGCAUGCCGUUCCCGCCGGACACGUUCACCUUCAACCCGCUCAUCCGCGCGCUCUGCGUCCGCGGGCGCGUCCCUGACGCCCUCGCGGUGUUCGACGACAUGCUCCACCGGGGGUGCUCCCCUAGCGUCGUCACCUACAGCAUCCUCCUGGACGCCACCUGCAAGGCGAGCGGCUACAGGCAGGCCAUGGUGCUCCUCGACGAGAUGCGCGCCAAGGGCUGCGAGCCGGACAUCGUCACGUACAAUGUCCUCAUCAAUGCCAUGUGCAACGAGGGCGAUGUUGAUGAAGCUCUGAAUAUCUUGAGCGACUUGCCGUCCCAUGGAUGCAAACCUGAUGCUGUCACCUACACACCUGUGUUGAAGAGUUUGUGUGGCUCUGAACGGUGGAAGGAGGUUGAGGAGCUCUUCGCUGAGAUGGCCAGCAACAAAUGUGCUCCAGAUGAAGUGACAUUCAACACAAUAGUCACUUCUCUGUGUCAGCAAGGCUUAGUUGAUCGUGCAAUUAAAGUUGUUGAUCAUAUGUCAGAGCACGGAUGCAUCCCUGAUAUUGUCACAUACAGCAGUAUUCUUGAUGGUUUGUGUGACGUAGGGCGUGUUGAUGAUGCGGUUGAAUUGUUAAGCAGACUGAAAUCCUACGGGUGCAAACCUGAUACAAUUGCCUAUACCACUGUUUUGAAGGGCCUGUGCAGCAUAGAACAAUGGGAGCAUGCUGAGGAGCUCAUGGCUGAGAUGGUCUGCAGCGAUUGUCCCCCCGAUGAAGUGACAUUCAACACAGUAAUUGCUUCUCUAUGUCAGAAAGGGUUGGUUGAUCGUGCAAUCAAAGUUGUUGAACAAAUGUCAGAGAAUGGUUGCAACCCUGAUAUUGUCACAUACAAUAGUAUUAUCGAUGGUUUGUGCAAUGAAAGGUGUAUUGAUGACGCCAUGGAAUUGUUGAGCAAUCUGCAGUCAUAUGGGUGCAAGCCUGAUAUAGUUACCUUUAACACUUUAUUGAAGGGUUUGUGUAGUGUUGACCGGUGGGAGGAUGCUGAGCAGCUCAUGGUUAAUAUGAUGCACAGUGAUUGUCCCCCUGAUGCAACGACAUUCAAUACAGUAAUCACUUCUUUAUGCCAGAAAGGAUUACUUCUUCAAGCAAUUGAAACUCUGAAGAUAAUGGCUGAGAAUGGUUGCAUUCCAAACCAAUCUACCUAUAACAUAGUAGUCGAUGCACUUCUGAAGGCUGGAAAGACUCAGGAAGCCCUUAAGCUGCUGAGUGGCAUGACAAAUGGUACUCCAGAUUUGAUUACUUAUAAUACAGUAAUUUCCAAUAUUACCAAGGCCGGGAAAAUGGAGGAAGCUCUUGAUUUGUUGCGUGUGAUGGUCUCUAACGGCCUUUCCCCAGAUACGAUUACAUACAGAUCUUUAGCAUAUGGUAUCUGUAGAGAAGAUGGAACUGACAGGGCAAUUAGAAUGCUCUGUAGACUGCAAGAUAUGGGCUUGUCACCUGACGCUACAUUCUAUAAUGAUAUUCUUCUUGGUUUUUGUCAAAAUUGGAGAACAGAUAUAGCCAUUGAUUGCUUUGCUCAUAUGGUCUCCAGUGGCUGCAUGCCUGAUGAAUCAACCUACAUUAUACUCCUUGAGGCUCUUGCUUAUGAGUGUCUUUUGGAUGAGGCAAAACAACUUCUAGUCAACCUGUGUUCUCUAGGCGUUCUAGAUAAGAGCUUGAUUGAGGAAGAAAGCCACUAUUCAUAGACUGAACAUGCAUGUUAACCGUGAUGUGAUUAAGUUGAUAGUGGGUUUGCUUACUGUAGUACAAAGCGCUGAAAUGACUGCUUUGGACCUUUAAAAAAAAGGGUUGCUUUGGAUCCUUUCAAGGCAGGAGGGAUUGUGCAUACGUUGUAUAGCUUAGGUUCAAAAUUUCCAUGCACAAAGUUGUUAUCCAUCUUUCGCUGUUCACAGUACUACCAUUCAAUUCUCCCUUCCAACAAAUGUUCGAGUUUCGUCCAGAUUCAGUGGUAAUACGUGUAGUUGUAACAGUAUGCUAAUUGAACAGUUUCACCCUUUUCUUUUCCUCAAGUGCUUAUGUUCCAAUCUUUCCUUUUGCCUUAUCUGGGUGGUCUGGUCUAGCGGAAGUGUUAGGGAGCCAGACAACCUUUUGCUGCAGGAACGUUCAGAUAGAUUUUCGGUGGCAUGUGGUGAUGCUGUACAGGUGAAAGCCUGAUGAUAUUAGAAGCAUUACCUACUUGGUUACUGACAAAGUAGCAAGCGAUACAUGUCUUGCCUGAGCAGCGAAAUGAAUGAAAUUUUUGAGCUUGCCCA
This is a messenger RNA of Sorghum bicolor (sorghum), 2811 nucleotides long. Its product is annotated as pentatricopeptide repeat-containing protein At1g09900. The record is from RefSeq and is a predicted model, not a curated record. Bases 28 to 2244 code for a protein of 738 amino acids. The transcript has a single exon. Lineage: Eukaryota; Viridiplantae; Streptophyta; Magnoliopsida; Poales; Poaceae. Gene Ontology annotation, molecular function: protein binding.